Molecule: messenger RNA, 414 nt
Organism: Pristis pectinata (smalltooth sawfish)
Lineage: Eukaryota; Metazoa; Chordata; Chondrichthyes; Rhinopristiformes; Pristidae
Product: profilin-3-like
Exons: 1
Coding region: 1-414 (137 amino acids)
Biological process (GO): positive regulation of actin filament bundle assembly; regulation of actin filament polymerization; actin cytoskeleton organization
Cellular component (GO): cytoplasm
Molecular function (GO): actin binding
Source: RefSeq, a predicted model, not a curated record
AUGGCAGACUGGAAGAACUACAUCAACAGUAUACUGAAGGACAAAAAUGUGGAAGACGUGGCCAUUGUGGGCCACGCCAAUAACAAGGCUGUCUGGGCAUCCAAGCCUGGUGGUAUAUUGGCUGCCAUUUCCCCACAAGAGGUCAGCAUGUUAAUUGGGCAGGACCGUAAGGCUUUCUUGCAAACGGGCAUCACCAUCGGAGGGAAGAAAUGCUCCGUCAUCAGGGACAACCUCCUGGUCAACAAUGAUGGGGUGAUGGAUGUUAGGAUGAAAGGCGGACAAGGCAAGAGCAUCUGCAUUGGCAAAACCAUCAAGACCAUGGUGUUUGUAAUGGGCAAAAGGGGGGUCCACGGUGGAGUCCUCAACAAGAAGGUGCAUGAGAUGGAUACCUAUCUGAAGCAGAAGGGCAUCUGA